Messenger RNA from Galeopterus variegatus (Sunda flying lemur), 664 nucleotides. It is a transcript of the gene GNLY, whose product is annotated as granulysin. Bases 53 to 481 code for a protein of 142 amino acids. Gene Ontology annotation, cellular component: cytolytic granule. The transcript has 5 exons. The record is from RefSeq and is a predicted model, not a curated record. Lineage: Eukaryota; Metazoa; Chordata; Mammalia; Dermoptera; Cynocephalidae. Gene Ontology annotation, biological process: lipid metabolic process; killing of cells of another organism; defense response to bacterium.
CUCGCUGCCUCCAGAAAACAGGUGUGGAGGGCGUCUCAGCCGUUGCUCCAAUAUGACCACCUGGAUGCUCCUGCUCCUUGCCUCAGUGCUCCUGGACAACCCAGAUGUCACCUUCUCUGGUCUGACCCCUGAGGACCCGGCAACGGCCCACCUGUGUGAUGGAGAGCAGUUCUUCCAGGGCCUGGCCCAGGAUGGCCCCCAGUGUGACCUGCCGACGAGAUCAGAGGAGCUGGGCCUCAGGUGUGGGCCCUGCCUGAAGGUAAUCCAGAAGCUGCAGGAUAUGGUGGGAGAGCAGCCCACCCAGGAAACUAUUACCAGUGCUGCGUCCCGGGUGUGCAGCAAGAUGAAGUUACUGAGAGGCCUCUGCAAAACGAUCAUGAGGACAUUUCUGUGUCGCAUUGCCCUGGACAUCAUUGCUGGUAAAACUGCCCGAGAUGUCUGUGUGGACCUCAAGAUGUGCAAACCUGCAGGUCUCAUCUGAGGGCUCUGACCCCAUUCUGGGGAAGAAGCAUAGAGAGCUGGCUCCUGUCCUCUCAUCCUGGGAACCUCAGUAAUCUCUACCAGCUGUCACCUUUCUAGAUGGAGUCUACUCUCCAGUCUCCCUCACCUGACUCCCUCCACUGCCUUCCCUUCUCAGGAGAAUAAAGUGUCAUUCGAGGUUUUA